AUGAUCAUUUUCAUUCUUCUCUUAUUACCACUAUUAUUCUCGGUAGUGUUCGUUUGGAUUAUUCCAACUGUUAGUAUUUGUGGCAAACUUUAUGUGGUCAAAAAUGGAGAUUCAUGUUGGUCAAUUGGAAAGGCAAACUCGAUAACAGUUCAACAAAUUCAAGCACUUAAUCCUCAGGUGGGUUCAAAUUGUAGUGUACCGAUUGGUCAAUCAUUAUUAUUACAACCACCGUGUACACCUCAAUGUGGUGCAGUUUAUACAGUAAAAGAAGGUGAUUCAUGUUGGACUAUUUCACAGAACAAUUCACUAACUAUCGCACAAAUUCAGGCACUGAAUCCUCAAUUAACUUCAAAUUGUACUGUUUUUAUCGGUCAAAUAUUAUUUUUACAACCAGCGUGUAAUAGUGGUGGUUCAACAUCAACAGCAAUGACCACCAUCUGA
Messenger RNA from Didymodactylos carnosus, 441 nucleotides. Lineage: Eukaryota; Metazoa; Rotifera; Eurotatoria; Philodinida; Philodinidae. The record is from the annotation of a GenBank genome assembly.